GAGUAAAAUUCUCUUUAAUCACUGGUCGCCGCAACGGUAAGUUGUUGCGAAGUUACUGCAGUGCAUCACAUUACAAAUACAAACCACUCCCAAGGAAAAUGAGUACCAAGAAAGUCCUUAAUUUCGCGCCCGGACCUGCAAAAGUACCCGAAGAAGUACUUCAACAAGCUCAUUCAGAAUUCUUGAAUUAUAACAAUGAAGGCUUGAGUGUUGUUGAGCUGACACACAGGAGUCCUACAUUUGCUAAAAUAAAUGAUGAAGCUGAAGCAACUUUAAGGACUUUACUAGAUAUACCAUCGAAUUACAAAGUACUCUUUUUGCAAGGUGGAGGGACUGGUCAGUUCAGUGCAGUACCUUUAAAUCUUAUUUCCAAUUCUGAUGAUGUAGCUGAUUAUAUAGUUACUGGUGCAUGGUCCUCUAAAGCUGCAAAAGAAGCUGAAAAAUAUUGCAAAGUAAACCGAGUUUUGCCCAAAACAGAUGUAUAUACAGGUAUACCUGAUCGAUCUGAAUGGAAAUUAAGCAGUAAUGCUCGAUAUGUCUACUACUGUGCAAAUGAGACUAUUCAUGGUGUUGAAUUUGACUUUGUACCUGAAACCAAUGGUGUGCCUUUAGUGUGUGAUAUGUCAUCAAAUAUUUUGACUAGACCUAUUGAUAUAUCAAAGUUUGGUGUCAUAUUUGCUGGGGCCCAGAAAAAUGCUGGAAUAGCAGGCGUUACAUUUGUCAUAGUUCGGGAUGAUCUGAUUGGAAAUGCCUUACCAAUUUGUCCCACUGUAUUUGAUUAUAAAAUCAAUGCAGACCAUAAGUCUUUGUACAAUACACCACCAACUUUCAGUGUCUAUGUUCUGGGACUUGUUUUCAAAUGGGUGUUAGCUAAUGGUGGUGUUAGUGCUAUGGAUGCUCAUAGUAAUGAAAAAGCAAGUCUAGUAUAUGAUGUAUUGGAUUCCUCUGGAGGAUUUUAUCAGUAUGUGUUUAAAGUUCUGCUAUAA
Messenger RNA from Stegodyphus dumicola, 986 nucleotides. Its product is annotated as phosphoserine aminotransferase. Gene Ontology annotation, molecular function: pyridoxal phosphate binding; O-phospho-L-serine:2-oxoglutarate transaminase activity. Lineage: Eukaryota; Metazoa; Arthropoda; Arachnida; Araneae; Eresidae. The record is from RefSeq and is a predicted model, not a curated record. Gene Ontology annotation, cellular component: cytoplasm. Gene Ontology annotation, biological process: L-serine biosynthetic process.